CACACAGAGCAAAAGAAACAGAAACAGAGUUAGAGAGAGAGAGAAUGGAUACGCUAAACCAAGAGAUAACCCACCCUUCUCAUCCUUACCACCGACUCAUUCUCACCCCUACUCCGGCUUACACCAGCGGCCAAUUCAUCUGCGACUCCUGUAAUAUCCAUAGCACCGGAUACAGUUACCAUUGUUCUACUUGUAACUUUGAUUUAUGUCUCCAAUGCGUUAUCAAACCAUUGAUUAAGAAUCAUAACUUGCAUCCUCACCAACUUCAUCUCACCUUUGCUCCUCCUUACAUAUCAAAUACAUUCUCCUGCGAUGUUUGUCAUCAUCUCGGAACUUCCCAAUGGCUUUACCGAUGCGCCCCCUGUCAAUUUGACGUACAUCUCGACUGCCCUUCAGCAACACAACAGAGCCAGCAUGGGGUGUUGCAAAGUCAACGGCAGCUGGUACAGUCAUCAUGCAGGUCUCCGGCGCCGGCUACGGCUACAUUUCCUGCGACGGCACCGUCUCCGGCUACGGUUACAUUUCCAGCUGCGGCGGCACCGUAUCCGGCUACGGUUACAUUUCCUGCUGCGGCGGCACCGUCUCCGGCUACGGUUACAUUUCCUGCGGCGGCACCGCCUCCGGCUACAUUUCCUGCGGCGGCACCGCCUCCAUCUACGGCGAAUAAUCAAUCCUUAGGGGAUUCAAUGAUGAAGGCGGCGGUACUAGGGUUUAUAGGGGGGACGUUCACCGAGGUGGGACACAAUUUUUCAAAAUUUAUGUUCGACGACUAUUAACAAUAUGGUGGAGGUUAAC
Impatiens glandulifera is the source of this 795-nucleotide messenger RNA. RefSeq lists its product as uncharacterized. Lineage: Eukaryota; Viridiplantae; Streptophyta; Magnoliopsida; Ericales; Balsaminaceae. The record is from RefSeq and is a predicted model, not a curated record. The coding region runs from base 45 to 776 and encodes 243 amino acids. The transcript has a single exon.